AUGGAAUGUUCAAGUGCUAUUAGACUACGUAACGGCUCAACGCAAUCAGAGGGUCGUUUAGAAGUCUUUCACAAUGGAACAUGGGGUACGAUCUGUGAUGAUGGUACAGACAUAAACUUUGCCAAGGUCGUAUGUCGACAGCUUGGAUAUGCUACGGACAAUGUUGUUGUUCGUACGGGGGCCUAUUUUGGUGCAGGUAGUGGUCAGAUUAUGCUGGACGAUGUUUCUUGUCAAGGAGACGAGAUUGUGAUCGACUUGUGUAUGUUUAAUAGAUGGGGACAACACAACUGCGGACAUAAUGAAGAUGUCGGAGUAACAUGCAUAACCUGCUAUGUGCCGGACGUAGACGAUGCUUCCAAAGAUUCUGGGGCAACGAUUGCUUACAACGCGACAGUUAUGUACACAUGUGCAGUAGGCCACAUCAAUACUGAUGGCAAUUUAGUAAGGACAUGUCAAACUGACGGCCAAUUGGACGGUACUCUCCCAACUUGCACUCGAGAAGAAGGUACUGACAUUGUCAGGACGGUGGCCGGACAGAGAUGGGGUGGUUACUUUUAG
Mya arenaria is the source of this 558-nucleotide messenger RNA. RefSeq names its product scavenger receptor class A member 5-like. The transcript is spliced from 5 exons. The record is from RefSeq and is a predicted model, not a curated record. Gene Ontology annotation, cellular component: membrane. Bases 1 to 558 code for a protein of 185 amino acids. NCBI's taxonomy places the organism in Eukaryota, Metazoa, Mollusca, Bivalvia, Myida, Myidae.